Maylandia zebra (zebra mbuna) is the source of this 4694-nucleotide messenger RNA. RefSeq names its product anoctamin 10b (gene ano10b). Gene Ontology annotation, cellular component: plasma membrane. Gene Ontology annotation, biological process: chloride transmembrane transport. The record is from RefSeq and is a predicted model, not a curated record. Gene Ontology annotation, molecular function: chloride channel activity. Lineage: Eukaryota; Metazoa; Chordata; Actinopteri; Cichliformes; Cichlidae.
UCUGUGUGCCUCGUGUUUCUGUUGCAUAAGAUCCUGUUUCUGUGUUUUCACAGAUUUACUCACGCAUUUCUUUUUCAAGACUUUAUUCUUUGGAAUAUUCAAAGCCAGCGCUAUAGGUUAGCUUCAACCCCCAAACCGUCUGAACAUCUGUAGGUUUGUCUGUUUUUAACACAGCAGCAGAGGUGCAGUAGGACCUUGGGGUGCGGCUGCAGCAGUGUAACAGUGAGCAGACAGGAGGGAGGAGCCUGAAUAGAAACCAAACAACCCUCCACACCCUGUGGCCUCUGGGAAGUUUCUCCGCAUUCCUGCAAUAGAUUCAGACACACACACCUAAAAAUUAAUAGACAGGAAGCUGGAAGGAACCUGAAGCUGAGGCUGGGAGUUUGGAGGGGCUACUGCUUUAGGACUGGAGACCAUAACCUCAUCAUCCCCGCCCUGCCAGUCUUAUCAUGAGUAAGGCAGGCGCUGAUGAAGGUGGAGCUGGGGGCUGCGGUGAUUCAGCCAAACAGCUGGAGGCUAAAGAUGAAAAAGGAGGAAAGUUGCUGAGCAAACCGUCUGCUGGAUCCGGCUGGACCAAAGUGAGCUGCCCCUGCUGCUUCUCAGAGCGGGUGGAGCCGCUGGUUCUGGUGAAGCUUGGCGGGAAAGUCGGCCCCGAGACGAAGCGCUGGCUCAUCAAGGUGAUUGGAGCUCCUCAGAAAGAUGGAGGUGCUGCAUUACUGGCCCACCCGGGUGAGGACGCCAGCGGUGAUAUCAUCGUGGUCUCGGCCCCCCGCUGCACGUUACUACGAGCCGCUGAAGAGUUGGGUCUUUGUAAGACUUACCGCAGCGGGGACAUGGAGGCCUUCUCCUACAAUGACAGAGACAACUUUAAAGAUUCAGAUAACAUGGAGGUGUUUCUCACGCUGGCGGAGCGACAGUACAUAGUGAAGUAUGAGCUGGAUGGACUGCGGGUGCAGAGGGACCUGAGGAUACCCGGCCUGCCUGAGAGCCGCAUGCUGCAAAAAAGAGACAACAUCUGGCAGAAGCUUUCCUCAGCCGGUGUUGUUGUGGACACGUUUCCCCUCCACAACCGAAAAAAACUGAAGGACCUCGGUGAAGCCUGGUACUCGGGAAAUCAGCUGGCUCAGCCACUUGAUUCAGUCAAUGACUAUUUUGGAAGCGCUGUGGCGUUUUACUUCAGCUUCCUUGAUUUCUACACCUGGUCUUUGCUCACACCUGCAAUACUGGGCCUGGCCAUCUCAUACUUCUCAGGUGAGGUUAAGAAGGAAAUGGUGGAUUCGGUCUCGGGAUCGAAGGUCAUAAUUAAUGAUGAUGACUCAGGACCGAUGAUCAGCGGCCACAUGCUUCAGGCGAUGUUCAGCAUGAUCUGGUCCACGGUGUUCAUGGAGCUGUGGAAACGCCGGAGCUCCUCGUUGUCGUACCGCUGGGGGACCAUGAACCUCGCAGAGCGUUUUGCAGAGCCUCGGCCCAAUUUCUACGGUGACCUCGGCGUAAACCCCGUUACAGGUCGCGUGGAGCCUCUUUUCCCUGAAUGGAAGAGAGACCUGCGCAUGGUGCUGGUGUCGGUCCCAGUUGUGGGGCUGUUUCUAGGGCUAGUGGUACUCGGUAUGAUGUGUUUCUACUGGGGGGAGGCCCAGGUGAAACAGCUACACAAAGACUGGAACUCCCUGCUGUCUCAGGCUUUGCUCUACAUACCCUCAGUGCUUCACAUCGUUUACACAAACAUGCUAGGAAAUGUUUACAGGAACGUGGCGCAGAGUCUGACUGAAUAUGAAAACCACAGAGAGGAGUCCGCCUUCGAGAACCAUCUGACAGCCAAGAUUUUGGUGUUCACCUUCUUCAACAAUUUUGCCGUGCUCUUCCACAUUGCCUUCUUCAAGCAGGAUGUGCCCCUGCUUCGUAAGCGCCUGGCGUCUUUGUUGAUCGUGAGUCAGCUGGUUAACCAGGUGACAGAGGUGGUUAUACCUUUCCUGGUGGACAGAUUCAUCAGCGCCCCCCACAGGACAGAGAGUGAAGAUGACCCUAAGGAGGACAAAUUCCGGAACCAGAGAACCCUGCCUGUUUUUCCUGGCCUGUUUGCAGAAUAUAUAGAGCUCCUGGUGCAGUUUGGGUAUUUGAGUCUUUUCUCCUGCGUGUAUCCUCUGACGGCCGUGCUGCUGCUCAUCAACAACAUAACGGAGAUCCGAUCAGACGCCUAUAAGAUCUGCAACCUCUUCCGCAAGCCCUUCUCCCCUCCUGUGGCUAACAUGGGCGUGUGGCAGGUUGCCUUCGAGGUCUUGAGUUUCGUCUCUGUUAUUUCUAACUGCUGGUUGCUGCUGCUGUCGCCACGGUUACAAGAGCUGUGUCGCGAGGGCGGCCUGAGCAGCACGAACGUCCUGCUGUUGGCUGUUUUUGGGGAGCACGUGCUGAUCUUAAUCAAGUUUAUUAUGGCAGCCCUGAUUCCCGAUGAACCCGACUGGAUCAGGAAGAAGAGGGAUCAAAUGGAGUACACAUCCAUGCAGGCCCUGAAAGAACAGAAGCUGCAACCUGAAGUGUCCUAACUGUGUUUCAAGGUUGAUGAGAUGGUUCUUGAUGUCAUUGGAGGCCACCAUCUUUAGCGUUGUGUGGAACCCAGCAGGAGAAAAGUAGUGGAUCUCCAGCGGGGCCCACGAUGUUUACUGCUGUGCCCCUGUGUGAUCCCAAAGUGUAUCUGCAGCUCUUUUCUCACUGAUUAAGCCAAUGCUUCUGUGAUGUGCACACUUUGAAAUGCAUCUUCAUAAUAUCCGUGCAAUUGAAACAGCAGCUAAAUAGUUUAUUAGACAGCAAAGGGAAUGUAACUGUUACGCUGCAGGUGAAGGCCAAAGGUAUUUUUUGCAGAAACCCUCUAAAAUGUAAUUAGAACUUUCGCCACAAGGUGGCAGCGUUUUAUAAGAAAAUUUUAGAGUAGUAGUCCAGCCCAACCAGCAUCUUUAGCGUUGCUAUCUUACAAUUUGACUCCUGAUUAAUCUAAUGUUUUUCUUUUUUUAAAGCAUGGCCUGUGCUUUUCUAGUUACCAAAAUAGCUGGGCAAGUAAGAUAGUAACACAAAUUCAGUGUGAAUGUUGAGCUAACUCUCGCUUGAAUAAUUGGAUGACACACUAACUCGCUGUACCAUCUUGUGGUUCAAAGUGGUAUUACAAUUGAGCGCAGCGAAGCCUUAAUUUCACUUUAUUUGAUAUCUCUUCAUCGUGAUACAUAUACACAGGGAUUUAAGUGGGCUGGAUCGAUCCAGCAUAUGCCAUGGACUUGUAACAUCAUAGUCUGUUUACAGUUUUAAUUGCUUUUUAAAGGUUUUACAUUAUUUUUAAAUUGUUGUGUUUUUACAAAUAGACUGUCCUACAGUAAAGCAGGUUUUUUUUUUAAAGGAAAAUGUAUAGAGCAUUUACAAUCAAUAUUUAAGAAAGGCCACUAGCAAUUCUAAAGAUGGGCAGUACACUUGGCAAUAUUUUUCAUGGUUUUCUCUCUGGGGUCUUCUUCUUCUCACUGCUGCCACCUGGUGGUAAGAUGCAGUUUGGGAUUCAUAGUUGGCAACUGUAUCUUCAAUGGAGUAAAUAUCAAAAACCAACAAUUGUCCAUGAAAAGUUAGCCUUUAAAGCUGCUUGAAUCAAUACUUUGAAUACAUGCUUGUCUACAUCCAUGAUUUAAAUGCUCAUCCAUGUUUACAGUCCUCUAAAGGCACAAUUCUAAAUAGAUGCUAAUGUCACUGUGUGCUUGCUGGAUGUUUAAAUUAACUUUACAAAGAAACAUUUUUUGUGCCGACACCAAAAACUGAUUUUUGCAGCUUUUAAAACCUCCAGCUUGAACUUACAGCUUGUAUUUUUAGGAGCGAUGACAGGUGAGUUUAGUGAGUAUUGGAAGUGAAAAAGCAAAACACAGUGGUGUAUUUUGCUAAAUGUACUUUUAUGCAAAGGACCAAAUAAUAGGAAAUACUGUGGAUACUCCCUUGAAGAUACUGUCAACACGACAACUAUAAAAGCUACUUUCAACUGUUUUCUUGUCAUAAGGGAUCACCACAGCAGCUGCCUUCACAGCUGAUCUCACAGUUUUACACCAAAUGCACUUCCUGACAUUUAGCAUGAGCUAAAUACAGUAAACUGUGUACCAAUGUUUGCACUGAAAGCAGUUAGGAGCAACCAAAGAAUCGCUAUGUGCUUUGCUUUUAGAAAUGCAUUAUUUUUGUAUGUGUGGGAUUUUUACUUGCUUGUUGAAACCUUGUAGUCUCUAUCACUAUACGAGUGUUAUUGCACUGUUCAGUGCAGAUUAAUCUGAGAUAUUAUGAGAAAUGUGCAGAACGUGAAGCCGCUAGGGGAAGCCCACCAUGCCCUCUGCACAUGCUGAACAGUGGUGUCUUGUUCUUAGAUAAGUUAUUGUAUUAUUUUUAGGCGUUAGUAGUCUUUUCAGCCACCAGGGGGCACCACACGUUUUUAUUUUACUUGCAUGCAGCUUUCCACAAGCCUGGUCCCUGCUGAAGGACUGAUUCAGCAAAGGUGCUGAUAGAUGGUGAGAGUUUCUCAAGAGGCUUCAGGUGCACAUGUACAAUCCUGACACUAAUCAUAGGCCUGUGUGUGUUUGUGUGAAGUGGUCACGAGUUAAUGAAAAGAAAAUUUUAGACAAGGAUCGGAGUUUCAGCUCUGACCACAGCAUUUGCUGGCUGUCUCAAUAAACUGACAGAAGGAA